UGCACAGGAGAACAGCGAUGGAACGCUACACCCUCUGCUUGUUGGUGGCUGCCCUCAUCAUAGGAAGUGAGGCGUACCUACCUAUGAACUAUAGGUGCGGAGUUCAACCCAAGUCAAGAGACAACUGUGGCGAUGCCAUGAUCACUGAGGAGGAGUGUAUGAAGAAGGGUUGUUGCUAUGACAGUUCAGUGAUGGACAGUAUCUGGUGUUACAAUCCAUGGAAAUUCGAAGCCACUAAGUGUAAUCCAACGGAUCCAAAGGCUAGAGUCAACUGUGGGUACCCCACCAUCUCAGAGAAGGACUGCACAGACAAAGGUUGCUGCUUUGAUGACAGCAUUCCCGAAGUGGUGUGGUGUUACCAGCCAGAAAUUCAAGCAGUGGAACGUGACUGCAAUGCUGUAAAUCCAGAUAAGAGGGCCAACUGCGGACCACCUGGUGUCAGCCCUGAUGAAUGCAGGGAAAACGAAUGUUGCUUCGACAGCAGUGUAGCUGAUGUACCCUGGUGCUUCAAACCGCAGGUUAAGAAAGAGACCGUCGAAUGCGCUGUCCUGCCCAAACAGAGAGUGAACUGCGGCUACUCCGGCAUUGACAUGGACCAGUGUUACAAGAAGGGCUGUUGCUUCGACUCCAGUGAUCCCGAUGCCGCAUGGUGCUUCUACCCAGACAUCACAAAUGGUAAUGUAGUCACAGAGUGA
Molecule: messenger RNA, 695 nt
Organism: Staurois parvus
Lineage: Eukaryota; Metazoa; Chordata; Amphibia; Anura; Ranidae
Source: the annotation of a GenBank genome assembly